ACUCCCACCUCCAGAGUCCAAGGGUCCAUGUGGUGGAGCAGGUUGAGCUGUGUUAGGUACUACAGAGGGACAGCUGGUGGGUGGGCAGCAUGGGCUUUGAGGAGCUGCUGUACCAGGUGGGUGGCUUCGGGCCCUUCCAACUGCGGAAUCUGGUCCUACUGGCUCUUCCCCGACUGCUGCUGCCCAUGCAUUUCCUCCUGCCCAUUUUUCUGGCUGUCGUGCCUGCCCACCACUGUGCCCUGCCUGGCACCCCUGCCAAUUUCAGCCACCAGGAUGAGUGGCUGGAGGCCCACCUUCCCCGGGAGCCUGAUGGCACCUUUAGCUCCUGCCUCCGCUUUGCUCACCCUGGGGCUCUCCCCAACACCACCGUGGGGAGAGAGGCACAGAACCCUGGGGAGUUGAAAUCGAAAGGCGAAACCACUACAGUGCCCUGCUCCCAGGGCUGGGAAUACGACCGCUCUGAAUUCUCCUCCACCAUUGCAACUGAGUGGGAUCUGGUGUGGGAGCAGAAAGGCCUGAACAGAAUUACAUCCACUUUCUUCUUUGCUGGUGUGCUGGUGGGGGCUGUGCUCUUCGGAUAUCUGUCUGACAGGUUCGGACGACGCCGGCUACUUCUGGUGGCCUAUGUGAGCUCACUGGUGCUGGGCCUGGCGUCUGCAGCCUCGGUCAACUAUGUCAUGUUUGCCAUCACCUGCACCCUUAUGGGCUUAGCCUUGUCCGGUUUCACCAUCAUUGUGAUGCCACUGGAGUUGGAAUGGCUGGAUGUGGAGCACCGCACGGUGGCUGGUGUCCUGAGCACCAUGUCCUGGACAGGAGGUGUGAUGUUGCUGGCACUGGUUGGAUACCUGAUACGGGACUGGCGAUGGCUUUUGCUGUCUGUCACCCUGCCUUGUGUCCCAGGCAUCCUCAGCCUCUGGUGGGUACCUGAAUCUGCACGCUGGCUUCUGACCCAGGGCCGUGUGAAGGAGGCCCAAAUGUACUUGUUCCGCUGUGCCAGGCUCAAUGGGCGGCCCUUGGGUGAGAACAGCCUCAGUCAGGAGGCCCUAAACAAAGUGGCUGCUGGUGAACAGGUGGUCCAAAGGCCCUCAUACCUAGACCUGUUCCGAACACCACAGCUCCGAAACAUCUCACUGAGCUGCAUGGUGGUGUGGUUUGGAGUGAACUUCUCCUAUUAUGGCCUGACCCUGGACUUGUCCGGGCUGGGGCUGAACGUGUACCAGACGCAGCUGCUGUUUGGGGCUGUGGAGCUGCCUUCCAAGCUCUUGGUCUACCUGUCGGUGCGCCACACCGGACGCCGCCUCACGCAGGCGGGAAUGCUGCUGGGCAGGGCCCUGACCUUCGCCAUCAGACUGCUGGUGUCCACCGAGACCAGGUCCUGGACCACCGCCCUGGCGGUGAUAGGGAAAGGUUUUUCUGAAGCUGCCUUCACCACUGCCUACCUCUUCACUUCAGAGUUGUACCCUACUGUGCUUAGACAGACAGGGAUGGGGAUGACUGCCCUGGUAGGCCGGCUGGGAGGCUCUUUGGCCCCACUGGCAGCCUUGCUGGAUGGAGUGUGGCUGUUGCUGCCCAUGCUUGCUUAUGGGGGGGUCGCCAUUCUGGCUGCCUGCACCGCCCUCCUGCUGCCAGAGACAAGGAAGGCCAAGCUUCCAGAGACAAUCCAGGAUGUGGAAAGAAAAAGUCUUCAGGAAGAAGAGAUGCAGAUCCAGAACUGAGUGGAACUGGGGACAGCCCUCCACAGAAGCUCUGUGGCAGGAGUUGAGAGCGCAGAGGGCAGACUCUAGUGGCGG
Messenger RNA from Castor canadensis (American beaver), 1790 nucleotides. It is a transcript of the gene Slc22a7, whose product is annotated as solute carrier family 22 member 7. Gene Ontology annotation, molecular function: transmembrane transporter activity. Gene Ontology annotation, biological process: transmembrane transport. The record is from RefSeq and is a predicted model, not a curated record. Lineage: Eukaryota; Metazoa; Chordata; Mammalia; Rodentia; Castoridae. Gene Ontology annotation, cellular component: membrane.